This is a messenger RNA of Malania oleifera, 671 nucleotides long. RefSeq lists its product as uncharacterized. The record is from RefSeq and is a predicted model, not a curated record. Bases 174 to 407 code for a protein of 77 amino acids. The transcript is spliced from 4 exons. Lineage: Eukaryota; Viridiplantae; Streptophyta; Magnoliopsida; Santalales; Ximeniaceae.
AAAAAACUCUGUAGAAACAACCCGGAGGCUAUUUAUACGACGUGGCGCGGUACAAUUGUAUCACAAUGGCUGCACAUCUGUGCUCCCAACCGAUAUUUAUAAAAACUUGAGUGCAUGAAAGUCAAAGAAAACCAGAACAGAUUCGGGAAGGGAGGAGGGGCAGAAACGGAGAGAUGGGGUUUUGUUGUGAUUGCUUCGGUGGAGGAAGCAAGCAGCAGGCGCUCGAGGAAGACAGGUUGGCCUCUUCAGAAGCUCGAGCUAAAGCUGCCGAAGCCGCUCAAAGGAGAAAAGAGCAAUUUGAACAGUCUGCUGCUGGAAGAGCUGCACGUGCACAGAUAGCAGCAACUGCCAAGCAAUCUGCACACUCUAAUAAAGGCGAGCCAGUUCUUAAGUGGCAGAUGGGAUGACUUUUAACUUUUCAUCUUCAACUACAAGUUUAUAUUCUAGUCUCUGCUGUUCUGGAAGCAAAGAGUAGAGUUCUCCAGUGCUCUUCAUCAGUUGGAACUUGCUCUGUGAGCUCAGUUAUCAUAUAAAUAAAACUGAAAAAUAUGUUUCUAGUGUAGCUAUAUACAUGCUUGUUAAUAAAUUUCUUCUUUUAUUAUUAUUAUUUUUUUAAAAUGUAGCUAUAUGUUUGUUCCUUCUCUAGUGUUUAAUGAAGCUGAUUUCUCUUC